Messenger RNA from Elaeis guineensis (African oil palm), 1728 nucleotides. RefSeq names its product aspartyl protease AED3. Gene Ontology annotation, molecular function: aspartic-type endopeptidase activity. NCBI's taxonomy places the organism in Eukaryota, Viridiplantae, Streptophyta, Magnoliopsida, Arecales, Arecaceae. The record is from RefSeq and is a predicted model, not a curated record. Gene Ontology annotation, biological process: proteolysis.
UCCAACCCCCAUCAUCCAACCCUCUCUCUCCUUCCUCAUUUCUGCCUCAUGGCCAUGGCUGGCCUGCCCCUGCUACAAGUAGUAGUAGUAGUAGCAGCAGCAGUAGUUGCGGUCUCCAGCGGCGCCACCACCGCCCCGGCCGGUUGCACUGCCCCGGCUGACAGCGGCUCCACGCUGCGCGUUCUCCACGCCUUCGGCCCCUGCUCCCCCUUCCACUCAUCCGCCUCCUGGGAGGACACUGUCCUCGACCUCCUCUCCCGCGACGACUCCCGCCUCCUCUACCUCGCCUCCCUCGCCACCGCCCGCCGAUCCUUUGUCCCCAUCGCCCCCGGCCGUCAGCUCCUCCAGACCCCUACCUACGUCGUCCGCGCCCGCCUUGGCAACCCGCCUCAGCCCCUCCUCCUCGCCGUCGACACCAGCAGCGACGUCGCCUGGCUCCCUUGUUCCGGUUGCACCGGCUGUCCCUACUCCGCCGCCGCCUCGCCCUUUGACACUUCCCGCUCCAUCACUUACCGCCCCGUCCCUUGCGGCGCUCCGCCGUGCUCGCAAGUCCCCAACCCCUCCUGCCCCGCCGGAUCCACCGCCUGCGGCUUCAACAUCACCUACGGCUCCUCCUCCCUCCUCGCCUCCCUCGCCCAGGACUCCCUCUCCCUCGCCUCCGACGUCGUCUCCGGCUACAACUUCGGCUGCCUCAAGAAAACCACCGGCCCCUCCGUUCCACCCCAAGGCCUCCUCGGCCUCGGCCGCGGCCCCCUCUCCUUCCUCUCCCAAACCAGGAACAUCUACGCCUCCACCUUCUCUUACUGCCUCCCUAGCUUCAAGUCCCUCAACUUCUCCGGCACUCUCCGCCUCGGCCCUGCCGGCCAGCCCUACCGUAUUAAAACCACUCCACUCCACUCCAACCCCCACCGCUCUUCUCUCUACUACGUCGAUAUGGUCGGGAUCCGGGUCGGCCCCAAGGUGGUCGACAUCCCGCCGGCGGCACUGACCUUCGACGCCGCCACCGGCGGAGGGACGAUCUUCGACUCCGGGACGAUGUUCACCCGCCUGGUGGCGCCGGCGUACGUGGCGGUGCGGGACGAGUUCCGGCGCCGGGUGCGGGGCGCCGGCAAAGUGACGUCGCUCGGCGGGUUCGACACGUGUUACAAUGGCCCCUUCGUGGCGCCGGGGAUAACGUUUAUGUUCGUCGGGAUGAACGUGACGCUGCCGGCGGACAACUAUUUGAUUCACAGCACCGCCGGGUCGAUCACUUGCCUGGCCAUGGCGGCAGCGCCGGACAACGUGAACUCGGUACUUAACGUGAUUGCCAACAUGCAGCAGAUGAACCACCGCGUUCUCUUCGACGUGCCCAACGGCAGGCUGGGCGUCGCCCGCGAGCGCUGUACCUUUUAAAAGAUUGGAUUCCUUCUGAGAAUGUGAUACGCCAUAACAGAGCUCUUGCCACUGGGAGAGUAUUAUUAUUACUAUUAUUAUUAUUAUUAUAUUUAGUAAUUUUGUUUCAAAAUUAUAAGUACCUCUCUCUAGUACUGCUCAUGUUGCUGUUGUUGUUGGCUUGUAUUCAUCUUGUAGUGUACUAUAGUGUUGUUUGGGUCUGAUGCCAUGCUGAAGAGCAGUGCUGUUACUGUAUCAGUAGAUCAAAGGUGUCGUCCUUUUAAUCUUUUUUAUUUUACGUUUUAUCGUUUGGUCGACAGGAGCGAGAUAAGGGAAUAUUCUAUGGCUUCUUAAAAC